This is a messenger RNA of Gopherus evgoodei (Goodes thornscrub tortoise), 1550 nucleotides long. RefSeq names its product vegetative cell wall protein gp1-like. The transcript is spliced from 2 exons. The record is from RefSeq and is a predicted model, not a curated record. The coding region runs from base 307 to 1347 and encodes 346 amino acids. NCBI's taxonomy places the organism in Eukaryota, Metazoa, Chordata, Testudines, Testudinidae.
ACGCCCCCCCCCGCCAGCACCCUCAUGGUACGGCCCCUCUGGUCCCCCUGUCAGCAUCUGUACGGCCCCUCCGCCAGCACCCGCAUGGUACAGCCCUUCCGGUCCCCCUGUCAGCACCUGAAUGGUACGGCCCCCCUCGCCAGCACCCACAUGGUACGGCCCCUCCAGUCCCCCGUCAGCAUCUGUACGUCCCCCCUGCCAGCACCCGCAUGGUACGGCCCCUCUGGUCCCCCUGUCAGCAUCUGUACGGCCCCUCCGCCAGCACCCGCAUGGUACAGCCCUUCCGGUCCCCCUGUCAGCACCUGAAUGGUACGGCCCCCCUCGCCAGCACCCACAUGGUACGGCCCCUCCAGUCCCCCGUCAGCAUCUGUACGUCCCCCCUGCCAGCACCCGCAUGGUACAGCCCCACCGGUCUACCCUGCCAGCAUCUGCAUGGUACAGCCUCCCCAUCCACCCUGCCAGCACCCACAUGGUACGGCCCCUCCCGUCCCCCUGACAGCACCUGUACGGUACACCCCCCCGGUCCCCGCCGCCAGCACCCACAUGGUACAGCCCCUCCGGUCCCCCUGCCAGCCUCCGUACAAGCCCUCCUGGUCCUCCCUGCCAGCACCCGCAUGGUAUGGCCCCUCCGAUCCCCCUGCCAGCAUCUGUACGGCCCCCCCGGUCCUCCCUGCCAGCACCUGCAUGGUGCAGCCCCCCUCGGUCCCCCCCCCGCCAGCACCGGCAUGGUGCAGCCCCUCCGCAGUCCCCCUUGCCAGCACCCACAUGGUACAACCCCUCUGGUCUCCCUGCCAGCCCUCCCGGUCCUCCCUGCCAGCACCCACAUGGUACAACCCCUCCGGUCUCCCUGCCAGCAUCCGUACGGCCCCCCUGGUCCUCCCUGCCGGCACCCACAUGGUGCAGCCCCCCUCGGCCCCCCCCACCAGCACCCAUACGGUACGCCCCCCCUCCGGUCCCUCCUGCCAGCACCGGCAUGGUGUGGUCCCCCCCCGCAGCACUGCAAGGUACAGCCCCCCUGCGGGCCCCUUCGGUCCCCCCCCCACCAGCACCCAUACAGUUCAGUCCCCCCUGCCAAUGCCCACAUGGUACGGCCCCUCUGGGGUCCCCUGUCAGCACCCACAUGGUAAGGCCCACUGGGAUCCCCCCAGUCUCCCCACCAGCACCUGCAUGGUAUGGCCCCUCCGGUCCCCCUGCCAGCACCCGCAUGGUAUGGUCCCCCUGGGGCAUGGUACAGCCCCCCUGGGGUCUGUCCCUGGCUCCCUGGUGCCCCCCACCAACACCCGCAUGGUACAGCCCCAGGUCCCCCCGGCGUCCUCUGCUGCACAGUACGUCCCCAGUCCCCCUUGAGUCCCCACAGUGCCUGCCCCACCUGACUCCUACCUGGUACGCCCCCCCAUGGCCCCACAGCCCUGGUGCCCCCCGGCUCCUGCUCGGUGCCCCUGCCGUGCUCCCCACGGCGCCUGAGAGGCUGGGACAUAUCCCCUCCUAAAGCCAUUUAAUGGUGAAAUCUGUGUCUCUCUCCCCCCGCCCCUGUGUCCUGCGCCCUCGUG